GACCCAUGACUCACGCAGGUUAUUUUUUACAAAAAUAUUAAUAUAAUUCUAUGUUAACAGUGGUUCCAUAAAAUAAUGCCUUAUCAGUAUUAUCUUGUUGAUGCAAGAUUUUCUCUUUAGGUACUUGUAGAUUAAUUUACUCAUAAAACCUUUCAAGAAUAUUGAGUUGAGAGUGAGGCCGCGCUGAAUGGCUCAACAGUUGUAAACCCGUGAUAGUCUUGUAUUGUCAUCGUUAUUACUAUGAUUAUAGUAGUUAGUUCCACAUACAAAUCGGACUUUAAUAACUGUUGAAGUGGUUUCCGCGGUUUACUGUGAGUUGUUGAUUUAGACCAUAGCUCGGAAUCUGUCCAUGCAGUAUGAACGUGGUAAAGGCGGAACACAACAAAGACGAUAAAGGGGGGCCUAUAGAGCAGUACAACCCCUUCGAACAUCGGAAAGUCGAAAAGCCUAAUUCAGACAUAAGAUCAACGGCUAACUUGAUCAAAGCUUCCCUAGGUUCCGGCCUGCUAGCGGGACCGCUGGCUUUCUCCAACGCAGGAUGGGGCAUAGGAAUUCUUGGAACUAUACUAGUAGGAAUUAUAUGCGGACACUGCAUACACAUUCUGGUGAAAACAUCGCGGGGGUGUUGUAUUGCCGAAAGAAAACCUCUACUGGGAUAUGCAGAGACGUGUAAAUCAGUUUUCAAAAACGGGCCUAAGCGUGCUAGACCAUUUGCCACCACUGCAAGCAUAUUUGCGGAGUUUUCGCUGAUGUGCACGUAUGUGGGUGUAUGCUGCAUAUACACGGUACUAAUAGGAGAUUCCAUUAAACAGCUUUUUGACAAAUAUGUGCCUUCAGUGGUCUUACCAGUAGAGUAUUACUGCCUGAUCAUCCUGAUACCACUGUGUCUGAUGUGCCAAAUAAAGUAUCUCAAGUGGUUGGCCAUUUUCUCAAUAUUGGCCAAUAUUCUGCUUUUCGUGACAUAUCUCCUCUGUUUAUAUUAUAUCUUCAAUGGAGAAAUGAACUUUAGUGACAAAAAGGCUGUUGGAAAUCCUGCGAGAUACCCCGCAUUUUUAUCGACAGUUAUUUUCGCAAUGGAAGGUAUCGGAGUUGUUAUGCCAGUGGAAAAUGCUAUGAAGAAACCGAAGCAUUUCCUUGGUUUCCCUAGCGUGCUCGUUGUUGCGAUGGGGGUGAUUGUGUUUCUCUACGCCUCUUUGGGACUUUUUGGUUACUUCCGCUAUGGUGAUGUUCUCAGAGGAUCUAUAACACUAAAUCUGCCAAUGGAUGAGUGGCCAGCGAUAUGCGCAAAGGUGUCCAUAGCGCUAUCUAUUUUCUUCACUUUCCCGCUUCAGUUCUACGUCGUGAUCGACAUAUACACCAAGUACACUGAUACGCACGUAAAUCAGAAGUAUAAGAUUGUUACACAGGUAGCUGCACGUGUCAUCGGAGUAUGUUGUUGUGUUGGUAUCGGCAUAGCUCUUCCUCUUCUAGAGCAGAUCAUCAACAUCGUCGGCGCAGCAUUCUACUCAAUCCUGGGCCUCAUCAUCCCGGCCACCAUUGAAACAGUUUUCCGGUGGAACGACCUCGGAAAAUGCAACUGGGUGUUGUGGAAGAAUUGUUUCAUAAUUUUAUUCGGACUGUUUUGCUUAAUCUCUGGAUGUACGGUUACAAUUUUAGAUAUAAUCAAAAUUCAAAAUAGUAAAACUAUGUAGAUUGCUUCCAAUUUUGAAUCAUACAAGCAAAAAGAAUCCAUUUAUAUGGCAUGGCGACAAAAGUAUUUUCAGCAUAAAACACGAAACGAAUGUUAUACUUACCUAUAUGCUGUCUUCUUUUCUUAGAAUAUGUAUUUAUUGAUAUUUUUAAUGUGGAAUAAUUUAACUAGGAGUGUAAAACUAAAGUUGACUAUAUAGCUCUACAAUAAAAUUGAUUUAGAAACAUAUUGUAUAAAAAACUUCAUUCUAAACAUUUUAUCGGUCUAAUUCGAACAACAAUAUACAUCGUAAUUAACUAUAUGUUUUGCUUAUAUGUAGAUAUAUUAUAAUAGUAAAUAUUAACAUACGUUAAAAAUUCUAAUUAGGCCUAAUUAUUCAGGAAGCAGAACCUUUAAGGAAUUUAUCACGAAACGGUUCUUAGACUGACAUGUUUAAUGUUAAAAUGUAUGAAAUGAAUGUGACUAAUGUGAAAUAAUUAGCAGAAAUGUAUGUGUUUAGGUCAAUAAAAGUAACAUAAUGAUUGAUGUACGGUAUAUCUCUUAAAAAUAGCCAAACGUACCUAAAACGAAAUAUUACUUAAAGUAUUUAUGUUAUAUUUUAAUGAAAUAAACGAUGACAUGAA
Messenger RNA from Leguminivora glycinivorella, 2313 nucleotides. RefSeq names its product proton-coupled amino acid transporter-like protein pathetic. Lineage: Eukaryota; Metazoa; Arthropoda; Insecta; Lepidoptera; Tortricidae. The record is from RefSeq and is a predicted model, not a curated record. Bases 357 to 1691 code for a protein of 444 amino acids. Gene Ontology annotation, biological process: amino acid transmembrane transport. Gene Ontology annotation, cellular component: vacuolar membrane. The transcript has 8 exons. Gene Ontology annotation, molecular function: amino acid transmembrane transporter activity.